AUGAAGAACUUCCUCCUUGCGGCGGGCCUCCUGGCCUCGUCUGUUUCAGCUCACAUGCAGAUGAGCGAACCCUUCCCUAUCCGCAGUCCCCUCAACAAGGACAACAACGGCAAGAAGGACUACUCGUACACCAACCCGCUGUCGACUGAUGGCUCUGACUUUCCGUGCAAGGGCUACGCGGAUGACCCGUUCAACGCGACUGCCAACUACAACCCUGGCGGUAGCUACCCUCUGAAGCUCGCUGGUAGUGCCACUCACAAGGGCGGUUCUUGCCAGAUCUCGUUGUCGUACGACCAGGGCAAGACCUUCCAGGUUAUCCACUCCAUUCUGGGUGGCUGCCCCAUCGACAAGGAGUACAAGUUCACUGUCCCAUCUGACGUUCCCUCUGGUGAGGCUUUACUUGCCUGGAGCUGGUUCAACAAGGUCGGCAACCGUGAAAUGUACAUGAACUGUGCUCAGGUCAACAUUGGCAGCAAGGGCGGCAGCCAGAGCCGCGAGAUGGUCAGCAACGCUGAUAACGACGACAUCGACGCCAACAACGCUACCACUCGCACCACCGACGCCCAGAGCUUCGACAGCUUGCCUCCCAUCUUCAUUGCCAACGUCAACGGCCCUGGCAAGUGCGAGACCGUCGAAGGCAAGGACGUCAACUUCCCCAAGCCCGGCCCCUCCGUUGAGGGCUCCGUCGAGGGCAAGGGUUACAAGUGCGAUGGCGACGCCGACUUCCUCGCUUCCGACUCCGGCAGCAGCACUACCUCCAGCUCCAACUCCACCGAAUCGUCGUCCAGCCACAAUAGCAACGCGCCCGACAACGCCAACGCUCCCAUGUCCAGCUCUAUCCUCGACUACCAGCGCGAAGGCGGCAUUGAGAACAAGCAUCCCGUGGCCUUUGGUACCACUGCUUCUGAGCCCCGCUUCGGUCCUCCCACUGGCGCUCCUGCUCCUCAGGGUCAAGCUGCUCACGGCCACGGACACGGUCAGGGCCACGGCCAUGGUGGUAAGCCUCACAACGCCUGGGGUCCUCCUGGUGGCAUCGCCUGCUCUCCUGACGGCAAGAACUUCUCUCUUUUCACCGCCGACGGUUCCCCGAUCGCCAUGGGUUCUGUCGCUGCGGGCACUAUCUGCCGUGAUGACAAGAUCACCUGGGCUUAA
This is a messenger RNA of Aspergillus glaucus CBS 516.65, 1152 nucleotides long. Its product is annotated as putative extracellular protein. The transcript has a single exon. The record is from RefSeq and is a predicted model, not a curated record. Lineage: Eukaryota; Fungi; Ascomycota; Eurotiomycetes; Eurotiales; Aspergillaceae. The coding region runs from base 1 to 1152 and encodes 383 amino acids.